AUGAAAUCUAAAAUUAAGGCAGCAAAUAAAUUAACUUUAGGUACUGAAACAGAUCUAAUCUUUAAUGAUGCAGAUUUUUGUUCAAAUUUAGCUGAUCAUUUUAAAUAACCUAAAACUGUUAGAACAACUCAUAAAAAAACAAAAACUGAAUUAUUUUAUACAAAAACACCUAAUACGGCAUUGUAUAAAUUUCGAUAAAAUGGACAAUUGUUAACAAGUUCUUAGUUAUCUCUUUCUCGUUGUCCAUCAUUGACGAAAUCAUAAAGGAAAUUAUAGGAUAGAGAACUCAAGACAAAAAGUAAUAAUGUCAGUAAAGAAUAUUUGGAAAUAAAAAAAAGUUAAACAGAAUAGGAUAUAGUACCUAUUCAAUUAUUAUUUGAAUAAAAUAGCUUUUUAGCAAGAAAUCAUGAAUUUUUAAUAGACAGUAUAACAGAAUUAUCAGAAUCUGUUAAAGUAUAAUUAUUGAGUAAUCAAUAUGAAAUAUAGAGAUGGAAAGAGGAAAAGAUAUAAAGUAAUCUUGAUAGUAAAAUAUUGUUUAUAUUUUACAAUACAUUAUAAUAAUUAGAUAAGAAAAUAAUUGGAUCAAUAUUUAAUUAAUAAUAGACACCAGCAGAGAAUUUUAAAUUAAAACAUUUAUCUGAUACAAUGGAAAUGGUAUCAGAAAUGGUAACACUUAUAAUAAAACAGGUUUCAAGAAUGGACAUAAAAUUGGCUACAUUUAUAGAAUAUUUUUGGAAAUUUUGGGUUGUUUUAAUAGAUGUAGCAAUGUAAUGGAUGGAUAAAAGUUGUACAGAUUAUAUAGAAUAUUAAAUAUAAUAAUUUAAAUAACAAUUUGAAGAUGCAAUAUAAUAAAAGAAUAUAACAGAAGAUAAAUUAAUAAGAGCAGAAAAGGAAUUUAAAUUAUAAGAAUAAUAAUAUUAAAGAAAAUGUGAUUCUUUAGAAACUUAAAUAUUAUCUAUAUAAUAAGAAUUUAAUGAAUAUAAAUAAGCAGUACUUUAAAUGAGUGAUUUAAAAUAAGCAGAGAAAAGAAUGAAUGCAGUUGGUUUAAAAUCAUUAGAAUUAGAAAAUCUCUUUAAAUAAUAUGAUAGAUAAUUAUUUGAUUAUAAGAGUGAUUUUUAAAAAGAUUUUAAAUAAUUAGGAUCAAUAUUGGUAUAAUAAAAGAAAUUAUAAGAAGAUUUAAAAUAACCUCAUUAAUAUGCAUAAUCUAUUCUUCAUAUUCCUUAAUAUGUUGAAAAUAAGACUCUUUAUGAACUAUUUAUUAAUAUGCAUCCUUUCUGUUUGCAUUUUUAAAAAAUAGAAUUACAUGAAUAAGAUAAUGAGAAUGAUUAUGAUAAUUAGCUAAUCUAAUUUUUAGAGUAUUUAACUUAUUAUGAUGAUUUAAUGUAGAAUGUAUGUGUAAUAUUUAGAGAAUGGGUGAAUGACAAUGAUCGUCUCAAUCGUAUUGUAAAUCAUCUAUUAACUUAAAAAGAUUAUACAUAACAUUCUUUACAUCAUUUUUAUUGCAUUCUAUUUGGUUUGAAAAAUAAUUAGCAACUCUCUUGGAUUUCAAUAAGCAAUCUCAUCUGUUAUUUUAAACAGUUGAAAUAAGAAUUACAUUAAUAAUUGAAUGAACCAAUUUAUUUAAAAGAUUCUAAUUAUAUUUUAGAUUUAAUUUUACCAGAAGAAUUUAUGGAAAUAAUUAAACAUCAUAAACUUGAUUCAAUAACAAUAUUAAGUUUAUUAAAUUUAUUGGCUUAAUUCAUGUAAUAAACAGAACAUAAAUUAUGGAAUAGAUGGAAAUUUCAUUAUAAAAUAGAUUCAGAUGAAUUUGAUUAAAAUAAAUUGGAUUAUUUUAUGUAACUUAAAAUUUAUUUGAAUAAAGGAGACUUGAGUAUAUAAUAAAGAAAUGAUUUUUUUGAUUAAAUUCGACAUUUGUCCUUAAUGUACCCUUGUUUAUUUUAUAAACAUAAAUAAAUGAUUUCAAAAAUGUAGACUCAAGUUAGAAGAGUCUCUUAAAAACAUGCAGCAUAAUAAUAAUAAAAGGAAUCUAAUACAAGACCAUCAUAGAUGAAGAGAUAGUCAACCUAUAAUGGAAUGAUAAAAUCUCAAGUUCUUAGAAAAUGA
Paramecium pentaurelia is the source of this 2103-nucleotide messenger RNA. NCBI's taxonomy places the organism in Eukaryota, Ciliophora, Oligohymenophorea, Peniculida, Parameciidae. The record is from the annotation of a GenBank genome assembly.